AUGGGAAGCGUGAGAGCGCACCGCUACAGCAUAGUUUCAUCAGAAGAAGGCGGUAUGAAGUUGUCCCCCAUCGCCAUGCAAAAUGGCUUCGGCAAUGGAAAUGCAGGCGGGAAAGUGCCCACGCAGAAUCAAACGCAAAGCCGCUUUGUAAACAAAGACGGCCGCUGCAACGUACAGUUCAUCAACAUGAGCGAGAAAGGUCAGCGGUACCUGGCUGACAUCUUCACGACGUGUGUUGACAUUCGCUGGCGUUGGAUGAUGGUCAUCUUCUGCCUCUCUUUCUUGCUCUCCUGGCUUCUUUUCGGAGUCAUAUUUUGGCUAGUCGCGCUUUGGUCAGGCGAUUCGGAAAAUCAAGAGCAGAUAUGUAUUUCAAACGUAGACAGUUUUACGGCCGCAUUCCUGUUUUCUGUGGAGACGCAAACGACUAUUGGUUACGGUUAUCGCUACGUGACAGAGGAGUGUCCCUUUGCUGUCUUUGUGGUGGUCUUCCAAAGCAUUUUUGGAUGCAUCAUUGAUGCUUUCAUCAUUGGUGCGGUCAUGGCCAAGAUGGCCAAGCCCAAAAAAAGAAAUGAAACCCUCGUGUUCAGUUAUUACGCCACGAUAGCCAUGAGAGACGGCAAGCUGUGCCUGAUGUGGAGAGUCGGGAACCUACGAAAGAGUCACCUGGUGGAGGCUCAUGUUCGAGCCCAGCUUCUCAAAUCUCGUACCACUGCUGAGGGAGAGUUUAUCCCACUGGAUCAAAUAGACAUUGAUGUUGGGUUUGACACUGGUAUUGACCGGAUAUUUUUAGUGUCGCCUAUUACCAUUGUCCAUGAGAUCGACGAGGACAGUCCAUUUUAUGACAUGAGCAAACAGGAACUGGAAAAUUCUGAGCUGGAAAUAGUUGUGAUUUUGGAAGGGAUGGUGGAGGCAACCGCCAUGACCACUCAAUGUCGCAGCUCAUACGUGACGAGCGAAAUUCUGUGGGGCCAUCGGUUCGAGACGGUCCUUUUUGAAGAGAAAAACCUUUACAAGGUGGACUACUCGAGGUUUGAGAACACCUACGAGGUUCCCAGCACUCCACAGUGCAGUGCCAGAGACUUGGCCGAAAAGAAGCUCAUGAGGUCCAGUUCAAACUCUUUCUGUUAUGAGAAUGAAGUAGCCUUCAUGGAUAAAGAGGAUACGGAGGAUGAUGACGAUGAAGACGAGAAACAGAGUGGGAUUGCAAGGGACAGUGUGGCCAUGAAGGGAUCCAAUGUUGAUGUGGCCACAGUUUCUAGUCAGGAUACAUUACCUCUACAGCUCAUACCUUUUAUACAGCAACCUGAAAUGUGA
Messenger RNA from Paramisgurnus dabryanus, 1314 nucleotides. It is a transcript of the gene kcnj2b, whose product is annotated as potassium inwardly rectifying channel subfamily J member 2b. Gene Ontology annotation, biological process: potassium ion import across plasma membrane; regulation of monoatomic ion transmembrane transport. Gene Ontology annotation, molecular function: inward rectifier potassium channel activity. Gene Ontology annotation, cellular component: plasma membrane. The record is from RefSeq and is a predicted model, not a curated record. Lineage: Eukaryota; Metazoa; Chordata; Actinopteri; Cypriniformes; Cobitidae.